This is a messenger RNA of Quercus robur (English oak), 1408 nucleotides long. Its product is annotated as protein IRX15-LIKE-like. The record is from RefSeq and is a predicted model, not a curated record. Lineage: Eukaryota; Viridiplantae; Streptophyta; Magnoliopsida; Fagales; Fagaceae. Gene Ontology annotation, biological process: xylan biosynthetic process. The transcript has a single exon. The coding region runs from base 266 to 1192 and encodes 308 amino acids.
AGACAACUCAACCGACACACACACACACACAACAACAUAGAGUAGGAGAACAAAAAUCCUUAAUUGUCACUAAUUAAUUUCUAGAGGGGUAGUGAUUGUAAGGUCACCCUCGUAUCUCAUAUAUUCAAGUUUUUGUUUUCAUACAUCAAACACUUCUUUAAAUCAAACCCUCUCUCUCAAACCCUCUCAGGAUUCAGAAUCAAAUACUACUAGUCAAGGAGAGAGAUCCAAAACAGAGCUCCACUCUCUCUUUCUCUCUUCAAAAAUGAAGAACAACAAUACUAACACAAAGCUUAUUCUCCUCCACCCCUAUAUUCAAAAACAAGGAGGCUCCAACCGCUUAUGGCUCCUCGCCUUUGUUUCAUUCUUCACAGUCGCUUUCCUCUUAACCCUUAUCUACACAAGGGAAUAUUCCACACCUACCGCCUCCACUUCCACCACCGCUGCUGCCGCCACUUUCGGCGGUGCCCCAUUGCCAACAACUGUAAUCAACACCCUCCUCCACUACGCUUCAACAUCCAAUAACUCAUUCCACAUGGCCUACGCAGAGCUCAAGCAAAUCUCUGACGUGCUUCGAAAAUGCUCGUCCCCGUGCAAUUUCCUCGUAUUCGGUCUCACCCAAGAGACCCUUUUAUGGAAAGCGCUCAACCACAAUGGCCGAACCGUGUUCAUCGACGAGAACCGCUACUACGCGGCUUACAUGGAAGAGAAACACCCAGAAAUCGAUGCCUACGAUGUGCAGUACACGACUAAAUUGAGCGACCUACAUGAACUCGUAGCUUCAACGAAAAAGCAAAUAAGAAACGAGUGCAGGCCAGUGCAAAACCUAUUGUUUUCUGAGUGCAAGCUUGGCCUUAAUGACCUUCCAAACCAUGUCUACGAAGUGGACUGGGAUGUUAUAUUGGUGGAUGGUCCACGUGGCGAAUGGCCCGACGCGCCGGGCCGGAUGUCUCCGAUAUUCACCUCCGGCGUGUUGGCGAGGAGCAAGAAGGGUGGGAAUGCUAAGACUCAUGUGUUCGUGCAUGAUUUCUAUGGUGAAGUAGAGAGAGUUUGUGGGGAAGAGUUUUUGUGCAAAGAGAAUUUGGUGGAAUCAAGUGACACACUUGGGCAUUAUGUUUUGGAGAGAAUGGAUGCGAAUAGCUUCCAGUUCUGUACUCAAAACAGUACGCUACCAAAAGCUUCAUCUUCCUAGCUAUCUAUAUUUGAUUGAUAUUGUUGUCUUCGUCUUCAUAUAGUUCCAGUGGGUACGUGGGUCAAUGGCAUAAAGAGGUAAAAACAAAUGUGGCUAUUUAUGAUCAUGUUGAAUCUUUCAUACCUUGUUUCUUUGGAUGGGGAAUGUGUAAAAAAUAAUUUUUUUUGGCUUUGCAAAAAAAUGCAACUACAUUGAAUUGAAAAUUUUACUUUUCAA